This is a messenger RNA of Anopheles maculipalpis, 2119 nucleotides long. RefSeq names its product zinc finger CCCH domain-containing protein 3 (gene ZC3H3). The coding region runs from base 18 to 2093 and encodes 691 amino acids. Lineage: Eukaryota; Metazoa; Arthropoda; Insecta; Diptera; Culicidae. The transcript is spliced from 3 exons. The record is from RefSeq and is a predicted model, not a curated record. Gene Ontology annotation, molecular function: metal ion binding. Gene Ontology annotation, cellular component: nucleus.
UAAAAAUCAUCACAACCAUGGAACCCCAGCCGAACGCAGCAGAACAGCCUUCGAAGAUAUUUAUUAAUCCAAAGUUUGCAAAAGCGCACAUUAAUCCUAUGUUCCUGUCGUCCAGCGGAAUGCUAAGAAGGCCAGAGAUAAAGCAAGACGAAACAACCCACCACAGCACCAUACACCUGAAUCCUGCCUUUCUGGACAAGCUAAGAAUUCAACAGGUAUCACCACCAAUAAUAACAACAACAGUACCCAAUACCAUUUCGCAAUCCCGCGUCACAACUUCCUUACCCGUGGUAGCGAGAACUACUUCCGCAUCCCCUAGUAAAAUCACAUUUAGUGAGACAGUAAAUCCGAUUAUAAAAAACACAAGAAGAAAGUUAGUCCGUGCCACUACAUCCACGAAUGAUGCUAAGGUUGCUGUGGUUGCAAAAUCGAUAGGACGAGAAGUAGCACCAAUAGCAGCAGCAGCAGCAGCAGCUAGCACCAACCAUCAGCUUGCUCCUUUGGUGCGGAUCGGGAAGAACAAGCUUGUCCGUAGCAGUGUGCCUAACGUGAUGGGAUUGGAAAAUGUUAAGCCCCGCAUGCUCGCAAGUACACUGCCAGAAAGGAAAAGCCUCCGAAUCGAUCGAAGGGUCGCACCAACGUUAAGAAGGUUCUCGAUACAAAAGUUGAAUUUUGUCAAGCGUUAUGCCCUGUCGAGGAUAAAUGGAAUUACGCCCAAGAAGGUCAUCAUCACCGAUCCAAAGCUGUUGAAACUUAAACGUAACCCGAUGUUGAAAAGUCCCGAAAAACCCAGACCUGGGAAGAGUUCCAUUGCUUAUGCUUCGAAAAACAAGCAGCUCGUGCUGGUCAACAUCAAUGGGGUGUUAUAUCGUUCUUCGACGAAUAAGUUACAAAAAUCCGUUACACCAUCUCCGUCAUCAAUAGGCCAUACAACCCCACCCAAACCUGCCCGUAAAACCAAAGAACACUUUUUGAUCAUAAGAGGAAUGCGCUUUGCAUUGGAUCGUAACGGUAUGAAGCUACGGUCCGUAGGGAAUGCUACGGUGGAAGCAGCGGCCACUUCGAAACCCUUCGCACCGGAACCACGAUUAAACCGAAUCGACAUCGGUGGACUAACGUACAAAGCGCGCAAGGAUGGUAUCUUUAUCCGGACGGACAAUCACCGUACACGAAACCAUCUCAGCAUGGCCAAACAGCGCAGCAUACAGGUGCUAGCGAGCAAGCUAAGGAAAUGUAACGAACCGUGCCAUAUUUACCGUCGAUUGGGGAAGUGUUUGGCGCAUCAGCGUGGCAAAUGCCCUAAGGUGCACGAUCCGAAGCACGUCAGCAUCUGCCAGAAGUUUCUGCGUGGUGAGUGCAUUCUCGACGGAUGCUCACUGUCGCACGACGUGUCUCUCGAAAAGAUGCCCGUUUGCACAUUUUUCCUCGAGGGACGCUGCAUGCGUGACGUUUGUCCCUAUCUGCACAAGAAAGUGAGCGAAAAGGAGCGCAUUUGUGAUGCAUUUUUGAACGGAUUUUGUGCACUAGCGGACAAGUGUCCCAAUCGACACGUAUUUCAAUGUCCCGAGUUCGAGCAGAAGGGUAAAUGUGACCGUACUAGAUGUCCGUAUCCGCACGGGAAGAAGGAGGUCAAGGGUAAAAAAGCUGACAUCCCAUCAACGACGACUGCAUCGCCGGAAGUGGAAGAACCAAAGCCUAAACCACGACAGACACCGACCGUGACAGCGUCUGUACGAUACUACCAGGACGAAGGACAAUCAUCACGGAUGACAAACGACGAUAAAACGGGUGAGUUUAGUGCUAGUGAGCGUAACCAGUUGAAACGUAUGCUUGGUGAAGUGGAAAAAAUGAAACAAAGAUACAAAGAGGACAUCAGUACCCAGUCGGCAGAACGCACGGUGGACGUAAGUGACCAAAUUGUAAGUAUACAACCGACAGCUGCUAAUAGUGUUGGUUCCGAAGCGUGUGACAGCCUAUCGGAACCAACGCUGGACGAUGUGAAGCAAGAUGAAGCUGAGGCCGAAGAGGAUGCCAGACCUCCGGUAUUUCGCCGUAAAGCGCUCGGUACGCUGCCUGCUUUUAUUCCUAUCUGAGCCUUGUGUUUGGCUAAACCAUUGAU